CUCGUCUCUGUUUUUUUUAUUUCCUUCUGCUCGUUCGUGCCACUCUUUGAAUCUCAACUUUUCUCGUUUCUCUCCAACUUCUUCCGUCUCCGGAGAGUCUAACUUGAUAGAGUAUUUAACGUCUGUCGUCUUGUGACAUUUGAAGUUUCUAGUUUCUGAAUCUCCGACAAAUUUCCAACUCCGUCGUGUAGUGACAUUUGAAUUUUUCUUUUUGUCACCUAGCUCCGAUUUCUAAUUCUUCGCUUGAUAAGCGAAGCUGGAGAUUCUGUUUCAGCUUCGUGUUCCUAUGCAUUCGCAUGAAUUGACUGAAAUCGAGUAGCAAAAAUGGCGAAGCGUGGAUAUAAGCUGCAGGAGUUUUUGGCACAUUCCGCAAAUGUGAAUUGUCUGAGCAUCGGAAAGAAGACAUCACGGCUCCUUAUAACCGGCGGAGAUGAUUAUAAGGUCAACCUUUGGUCCAUCGGCAAACCCACUUCUCCAAUGAGUCUUUGUGGGCAUACAAGUCCGGUUGACUCAGUAGCUUUUAACUCGGAAGAGGUUUUGGUGCUCGCUGGAGCUUCUUCGGGUGUGAUUAAGCUGUGGAAUCUAGAAGAAGCAAAGAUGGUUCGAGCUUUUGUUGGACACAGAUCCGAUUGUUCUGCUGUUGAGUUUCACCCAUUUGGUGGAUAUCUUGCAUCCGGAUCCAGUGACACGAAUCUAAAGAUUUGGGAUAUCAGAAAGAAGGGAUGCAUCCAAACAUACAAGGGUCACACUCGUAGCAUUAGCACUAUCAGAUUUAGUCCUGAUGGUCGUUGGUUAGUGUCUGGAGGACUUGACAACGUUGUAAAGGUAAGAGAAGCAAUUUGGGAUAUAACUGCUGGAAAGCUCUUGCAUGAGUUUAAGUUUCAUGAAGGACCUAUCCGUUCCCUAAACUUCCACCCACUUGAGUUUCUCCUAGCAACAGGUUCUGCUGACAGGACUGUAAAAUUCUGGGAUUUGGAAACGUUUGAACUGAUUGGAUCUACUAGACCAGAGGCUACUGGAGUUCGCUCAAUCGCUUUCCAUCCGGAUGGGCGAACCCUUUUUUGUGGAUUGGAUGAUGGCUUAAAGGUUUAUUCAUGGGAACCAGUGGUAUGCCGGGAUGGUGUUGAUAUGGGAUGGUCAACACUUGGUGACUUCUGCAUCAACGAAGGAAAGUUCAUUGGUUGUUCGUAUUACCGCAACUCUGUCGGGGUUUGGGUAUCAGAUAUAUCGAAACUUGAGCCAUAUGGAGCUGGAUCCGCGGAAAAGAAUGAAUGCAUGGUGAAAAGAUUCAGCGUCUUGGAGGAUCAGUCGUCUGAGAGAAUGGGGACUUUCCCAAGGAGCAGUUCAUCCCCAGAUUAUGAGACAAAAGAGAUAAAGAACAUAUACGUCGACUCCGUAGGUGGACAUCUGACUGUUGCGCAAAAUCCAGCAUCUCUGAAAGCGACAUUUCCUUUGGAAUCAGGAAGAAUCGCUAAUAUGACGAGCGAGAAGCAGAAUGCAACAUGCUUUGGAGAAGUAGGGGAUAGCUCUUCUAGAAUGCAUAGUCUUGUAUCGCGGGACAGUGAUAGUGGGGAAGAGCCUUCUCAUUCAGGAAGGGAAUCUAUCACUUUCUCAAAAACUAAACCGGGUAUGUUGCUAAGACCAGCUCAUGUAAGCAAUACGCUAGCAAAGUUUGAAGAUUCAAACCAGUCAGUGGCUGUUCAGUCUGGAACUCGGAAGAAAAACGGAUUGGAUGUUGACGAGGAGCCACACUCUCAAAAUGUGUUCUUUUCAGAACAGAGCGGUAGUAAACCAUUUGAUGCUGAAAAUUCUACCAUCAAGGGAAUUACAUACAAGUUUGAAAAGGCUUUGUCAUCAGAGCCACCAACUGAUCGGAUGCUGCAUAAACCACCUCGUGUACAGAGGUCAUCAUAUAACGAGUACAAUGAGUCGAGACGAGCAAUGUCUGUUGAUUCUGGUACCUUUGACGACAACAAAAGUGGGUUGGAGAACUCAAGAAAGUUAUGCAAAGAGGAUAUCAGUAAGCAGAACAUUUCCGCCAAAAUUGAAAAAGCUCUUUCACCAGAAAAGCCUGGUGGUGAACAGAAAAUAAACGUUGUCUCGGGGAGGACACGCUCCUUAGUUGAGAGGUUUGAGAGAGGAGAAAAAACUACUCAUACAGAAACAGCAACUAGUACAACAAUAUCUCAGGAUAUUAAUGCGGUGCAGGAAGAUCCGCACAAGACAUCAAGACAGACAGGUGAAACUCCUCUAACAUCAACACGACGAGCUAGGAGUACUCCUGCCCGAGUGAUGCCUAUCGUACUCAAUCGUGACAGUAACAUGACAACUUAUGAGCCUCCUUCAACACAACCAGCUAGGACUUCUUCGGUUCCAGUGAUGCCUGUGGUACUCAAUCAGGCCGCUCAUGUCAAAUAUGAUGAGCCUUCUUCUGUAACAUUAACACAACAAUCUAGAACUUCUCCUGCCCGGAUAUUGCCAACAAACAUUGCAUGUGAUGCGGCUCCUGUUACGUCAAGAAGACCACGCAGGACUUCCUCAGCUCGAGUAAGGCCUAUGUCAAUCAGUCAAGCAAUGGACAUGACAUCUCAUGAGUGUCCUGUAACAUCAACACGUCCAGAUAGGACUUCUCCUGCUCGUGUAAUGCCCGCGAAACUCAAUCAGUCUGAUAACAUGGCAUGUGAUGCAUCUCGUGUCGCAUCCAGGCACCGAGUUAGUCCAACUCAAAUGCUGCCUACACCCACUUUGAUUGAUCAGGUGGUCAAUAUGACACUGGAUGAGACACAUGUAUCACAAACUCAGCCACCUUGCGAUACCUUAACCCAGAAGGAAGAGCCUCAAAUAUCUGGGAGAGAGAAUGAUACUGACAUCACUGAAAAGCUAAUGCAAACUCAUGAUGAGUUCUUAAGCACUCUUCAAUCGAGGUUGACAAAAUUACAGCUUGUUAGACAUUUUUGGGAGCGUAGCGAUGUUAAAGGCGCGAUCGGGGCCUUAAGAAAGCUGACAGAUCAGUCUGUUCAAGCAGAUGUGGUCAGUAUUUUAACCGACAAGAUAGAGAUUUUCACACUGGAUAUGUUCUCUAAAUUGGUCCCCGUCCUCACAAGUCUAUUGAGUAGCAGGACAGAGAGGCCGGUACAUGUGUCCUUGGAAAUGCUCUUGAAGCUUGUAGCAGUGUUCGGUACAGUUAUACGCUCAACUGUCUCAGCUCCACGGAUUGUUGGCGUUGAUCUUCAUGCGGAUGAUAGGAUACAAAUAUGCCAAAUUUGUUCUGCGGGACUGCACAAGAUUCAGAGGAUUCUUCCACUUCUCGCAAGAAGAGGCGGUCUAAUAACAAGAAAGGCUCAAGAACUAAACCUAGUCCUUCAAGAACCAUAGUCACAGGCAAAACCAACAAUGAUCAUAUAACUGCUCCGCAAGUAGUUCUUGUAAAUGUACAUUAAUUGCAAAGAAGCAUUUUGUGUCUCUUGCUGCGGGUUUCAAGCUAUAUGAUCUCCCAGAGGAAAUACUUGGAAGCUAAUUUGGUAUAUGGUGGUUGUAAAUCAUUUUUGUUGGCCUGAGUAGCUUCAAAUCUUGAUUUGUUGUUGUGACUGUUACGUGGAACUGAUGUAAGUCUGAGUUUAAUUCCUAACUGAUGUACUAUAAUGGGUUUGUGUAGUCUUUCUUAUUUUGCCUACAAUGUCAUUUGUGAUAGACUAAAUACACACAAAGCAAUUGCUUGC
This is a messenger RNA of Thlaspi arvense, 3719 nucleotides long. The record is from the annotation of a GenBank genome assembly. Lineage: Eukaryota; Viridiplantae; Streptophyta; Magnoliopsida; Brassicales; Brassicaceae.